Messenger RNA from Acanthaster planci (crown-of-thorns starfish), 3701 nucleotides. Its product is annotated as lysosomal leucine aminopeptidase-like. The record is from RefSeq and is a predicted model, not a curated record. Gene Ontology annotation, cellular component: extracellular region. NCBI's taxonomy places the organism in Eukaryota, Metazoa, Echinodermata, Asteroidea, Valvatida, Acanthasteridae. Gene Ontology annotation, molecular function: glycerophospholipase activity. Gene Ontology annotation, biological process: phospholipid catabolic process.
CGCGCGGAUGGGUUUGUGGCUCUAUGGUACAUGUACAUGUACAUGUAGACUGAAGUUAGUACGGCGCUUGUCUCUAGAAAAUUUGCCAAAAUGCCACUCUCCAAAAUCAUUCUUCUGCUCUCUUGUGGAAUAAACAUGUUUUUCACGGUUCAUGGUGAGGUCACGAAUGGGACUGCUUACUAUGAUAACCAGCACCGGCGCUACUAUGUCAAAUGUGGCCAGUUGGACAAAGGUGACGGAUCCCUAGCCUACGGAACCUUCAACGACACCUCCGAUAAGACGGGAUGGGGUGUCCUGAAUGUCAAAUUCAGCAACCCCUCCGUGGAUUUCCAGGAGGACCUGACACGGAUGACUGCUGCCGGUGUGAUGGAAGGAAUUCUUACCGGAGAACGAAUUCACCAAAACUACAUCAACUAUGCCCAGACCUUCCUGGCCGGUAAGCCGGCAUUUGAAGCCAAGCUGAUGGCCUUUCUCAUGGAGCAGAAUUUGUGGAUGCGAGAGAUGAUCUCUAAGAAUCCAAACGAUCCAUUUUGGCAAGGGUUGUCCCUGGUGGCAGCGCAGUUGGACGGGCUCGUCAUCGGUUACAAUAUGGUAUCCUGCCAGAACAAGACUCUGCCUAAUCUGGACUUGUCUGCGAUGUUGUUCUUAAAUGGCAUUGGUGAUAUCCUAGACCUGCAGCAUGUCCUGAACCAGUCAAGUUUUCCUGACAUCCAGAAGGCAACGCCUGAUGAGCUGCAGAAAUUUUUCCGAAUGAGUGGGCACUGUUCAGUUCUUAUCAAGGCUCUGCCUGGCUUUGAGGACCUAUUCAUGUCACAUUCAGCCUGGUUUUUCUACAACAGCAUGCUGCGCAUCUACAAGCACUACAACUUUGAGCUUGCAUUCCGCGGUGCCAGUGCAAAGGCCAUGUCAUUUUCCAGUUAUCCAGGUAUGUUGGAAUCCUUGGAUGACUUCUACAUUCUCGGUAGUGACAUGCUGAUGUUGCAGACAACAAACAACAUCUUUAACCAAACCCUGUACAAGAUGGUGAAGCUGGAGUCUCUGUUGGCAUGGCAACGGGUUCGGGUGGCCAACCUGAUGGCAGGCAGUGGGGCGGAGUGGGGAAAACUCGUGGCCAGAUACAACUCAGGCACCUACAACAAUCAGUACAUGGUUGUAGACAGAAAGCGCAUAUCGGGGGAACUCCAGGAUGGGACGCUGACCGUAGUAGAGCAAAUCCCAGGGCUGGUGGUGUCUGAGGACCAAACAGCUAUUCUCAGAGCAGGUUACUGGCCCUCGUACAAUGUACCUUUCUAUGAGAUCAUCUAUGACAUGAGUGGCUACCCAAUGAUGGAGAAGAAGAUGGGGGAUUUUUUCUCAUAUCAGCUGACAGUACGAGCUGAGAUUUUCCGGCGUGACCAAGGCACUGUCACGGACAUGAAGUCAAUGAUGGCCAUCAUGCGAUACAACGACUACCUUCAUGAUACUUACUCGAAAAAGGAUCCGAGUUCGUCUAUCUGCUCUCGUUUUGACCUCAGAGCCACUGAUCCCUUUGCUGGGGGCUGCACAGAUACCAAGGUUACCAAUCUACAGAUGGCUAAGACUAUGUCUGCAUGGGCUAUCAGUGGUCCCACCACUAGUCACGGCCUUCCGGUCUUCAAGUGGACCAGCAGAUUCAAUAAUUCCCACGUCGGCCUCCCGGAAUCCUACGACUUCCCAUUCGUGCUUAUGGAACCAAGUUUAUGAAGGAUGCCCUCAGUUCUUGACAGGUCUGCUCAGACUUGUGAAAUCCAAACACCUGUUUGACCUCUGAAGUUUUACUGUAAUUAAGCACUUUUGAAAUACCCAACGUAAUCAGUUUAAAGAUUUUACUUUGGGAAGAGGUUGCUUUUCAUACAUUUGUACUAUGAAACUGCAGAAUGAAUUUCCAAAGAUUCUCAUUCCAUUACAAAUAGACAUUAGUUUGGAAAUGUGGGAGUUAAAUGUGAAAAAUGAAUGAUUUUGAUAUCAAGUGUGUAAUUCCAACAUCACUGAACUUGGAACAUUUGUAUCGGAUAUGGGCUUGUUUCCUACUGGAAUUAAGUCGCGUAACUUGCGCAUACUAUCUGAAUACCCUCUACAUUGACAAGCUUUAUCCAUGUGAAUCCUUUCCUCAUGCCAAAUUUAAAUGGGUAGUACACUGUAUACAUUUUAAAAUGAAAAAAAAAUUGUCUAUUUGUAAAUUUAAAAUUGGUAUCACGAACAUGCUAGAACGUCUUGAACUGCAAUCAAGAACAGUACUGUAAUUUUCAGAAAAACUGAAUACAUGUAUAUUGAACACACUCUCUGUGUUGUGAAUUGUGAAAUAUUGUUUACAACAAAAUAUUUUAUGUAUUACAAUUAUGGCUGAAAUACAAAUCGUUAGUAAACCUGUUUUGUUUGCAACAAACCACAAAACAUGAAACGAGAAGUUGAAAUUCUCAACACAACUUUAAGAAAACACUGAUACAGACUCAUUGAAUUAAAAUCGUUUUCUUUAUAUCAUAUUCUAAGUCUCAUUUUAACCAUAGAAACUUUAAAAUUACACAAAGUUGUACACAAAGUUGUUUAUACGAAACAAACUAAUGUCUAACAAUUGAAGAGAACCUCAAACAAUAAAGAAGUGUACAUGGCAGUUUGGAAUACUUACAACCUUCAAUAGUGUGAAAAACUUUUUUAUUACAUUUUUAUUUUUAUAACUCUCUUGGGAGGUGUGUGUGUGUAGGGGGGACUAGUAAGGAGAAAAUGUCCUUGACAUGGUCCUGCCAACCUCUUUCAAGAACUUUUUAUUUUACAUGCACAAUGUACUUCACAACAUUGAAAUCCGAGUGUAUGUGUCUCAAACAACUGACUUCAAAUUACCAGUGCAUGUAUGUGUGUGGCUUUUCUCGGCUUCCAUCCCUAAGAUUUGUGGGAUCACAAAGCCAUUCACACAAAUGCAGGAAAACCACAAAAAUCAAGUAAACAGAAAAAACACUUUGGAACAAACAUUUUUACAAACUUAAAAUGGAACAUGAAAAACAGGUAACCUUUUUGAACACAUACUAUCACACAGAAUCAGUUUGGGGCUGAAUUUACAGAAUUUCGGACUUAAAUAAUAAUAUUGUUAUUCCUUUCUUCAAACCAAAAAUAUGUGUACAUGUACUAGAAAUGAUGUGACUAUUCUUUCGUUUUACAAAAGUACAAAAAAGUAACCCAAACAAUUGUGAAAUUCCACUUUUGUUGAAUACUUGGCCUUUUCAGAGAAUUCUUAUCCAAAUAUGUAUAAAAAUACUUUUUUAAAUGCUAAAUAAAAUGAAUAAAAUGCUGUAAUUCAUUAAAGAAUUAGGGUAUUAAAGGUUAAUGUACUUUCGUAUUUUUUUCCCAUUUUGGUAAUCCAAGAAUCCAUAACCGCCAUGUUCAAUGCUCUGUUAACACUUCCACAACUUCUUGUUGAAGAAUUUGUAGGCUGACAUAUUGGAAUUGCUAAAAUAGUGGAACACUAAAAGCUCACGGUGGUAGAAUGAAGUUGAUACAUGUACUCUCAUGAAGGUAUUAAAGAUGAGUUUUUUUUUGACAGAAAGUGAUCUUGGUAUGUAAAAUACCACUUCACAGGACUCAGAAAGUGUUUAAUUCCCAAAUUUGACUUGUGCCAUUGUUGCCUUUACAUGUAUGAAUCCCACCCUCUCCUUGCUGCCAAAAAUCAGAUUCCAAGGGUUUUAUGAAGU